UGUGCCAUCAUAUUUUUUUCCAGCACGUGUUAUUUUAUUAUACGGAAACGCAUCAUUUUACAUGUAUGUUAUCACGGAAAUAUUGGUAACCAAAUGCUGCAUGUUUUUUAAUUCAAAAUUAAUAGUAAACAUUUUUCUAAAUUUGUUUGAAACGAGAACGUUAAUAUUUUGAAUCAACUUACAUCGAAAAAGUACCGCUUCAUUGUUUACAGUUUGCGGCAUCAAAUGACAUAAUUGAGUUUAAAUGUUUUGAUACCUAAACAAAAUCUGUGGCAACAUGGUAGGCAAAGUAUUCAAUGGUUUAGCAGUGCAAUUCAAAAUUAAUGGUAAAAUGAUACCAAGUUUGGUUAAAUAAAUGAAAACCUACCGACAGUUUGCAGCAAUUCAAGUUGCAAUUUCUGCGUAUCGAAGUAGAAAAUCGGCUGACUCCCACUUGAUAAGCCGAUGUUGGAGAUAUAUUUUCCUUCUUAAUACUCAUUUUUCAUCGCAACCUAAAUCGACGCUUGUGUUGCAAUUAUCCACGCGUAUGAUAAAAUGAGAUCGUUUAACAGAAGUGCGUAUUGUUUGUUUUUCUAAUGAAGAAUGCUCCCAUUUCAUCAAGAAUGCCCGGUCUAAAUAAUAAUAAAAAACUCUGUCAGUGUUGUAUUUAAGCAUAUUAAAUAUUAUUAAAGAAUUUGUUCAAACUUAGGUUUAUACAAUGAAGAUAUAUUGAUAGGAUACUUUUAAAGAGCUUUUUUCUGUUUGAAAUACACAGAAAUAAGUUUUCUUUGUUUGAUUUUCUAAAAUCUAGCCGGAAGAAAAAUUCCAUUUAGGCCGUGCUACUAAAUAAAAAUAAAAAAUAGCACGAAACAACAAGCUUAGUCGAAGUUGAGUAAAAAAAAAUCAUCAAGGCCACUGAAGCAUUUCAUCCCAACUGUCAACACUUUUGUCACCAUAUUCUCCCUUUUAGCCGCAGAUAAAAGCCUCGCUGUCACAUGGGGUGCACGUAUUGUGGCCUGUUGUCAGUUUGUGGCGCCUGCCUAGUUUCCUUCGCUACAGAAAUUCUUAAGUGAUACAUGAAGUGGUCAUCGUCAACGACAAAUAAGGAUUCGGGUUUCUUUUGGGGUGUUGUGAGUUAGGGCCAUAAAAUGGUGCCUGGUCCUUAAUUAUUUUCUCACACUUAAUCAUCCAACGGGUCUCCUCAAAUUUCAUGAUGAUGUUAUGUCUAUAUGAAAGUUCGGGAGGUUUGUUCUUUGAUGGGUAUUGAAAAUUCCCCACACCUGCAUACCGAUGGCAAAUGAGGGCGAGAGUAUUGACAACAUGUUUUUUAUACUGAUGAACAAUAUCAGUGUUCUCCACGACCUGUUUUUAGAACUAAAUUCGAUUGUUUGAUCCAAGCACAAAGGUAAUAAAAAACGGCGCAUAGAACACCUCGCAUGUCUCUGGCAUAGCGUGUAAUGCUUUUAUCAAGUUUGGUCUGUAAAUUCCACCUCCCCCUCUCAUGGAUUUUUUUCGGGUGCACUUUUUUACUAGCAUCAGAUUUCAAUAAAUUCAACAUCUGUGUAAUUUUUUUUCACAUAUUAGUCUUAUUUAAUUGAGAUAAAAUUGGUAGGUAAUUGAACUAUCCUUUAUUUUUAAAUGUGACAUUGACAGUAAUUAUUAUUUGACAUUAACAGUAAAACAGUAACAAAUACUACCCGAACAAAAAAAAUAAAAAAAGUUCUGAAAACCACUUAUAAAGGUGACACUAAUGCUAAAACAACACCAAAUCAAACAACCGAAAACGACAAUAAUAAUAACAGUAAUGCCAGAACGCGUCAACCCGCCCUGUGCGCGGGUGUCAAAAUAUCACGAUGUAUCAUAUAAACUUUUGGCACCGCCAAUUAAUUCAACGUGAGAUAACCACCUUUCCCUGUCAGGAGGCGACAACAAAGAAGCGUCCAUUAGUGCUAUACUCGAGCUUUCAUCGUAUCUCCAACAAUGGCGGUCUGAAAGAAAGGUGUGAUCGUCUCAAGUUGGUAAUAAUAUGCCGACUUGAUACUUGACGGUCGUCGUGCUCGCUGACAAAUUUGCAGCAUGAUCUGUGCAGUAGUGCACAGUUGAAAAAAGGUCUCAUACAGAUCGAGGAAUACUGCAUGAUCAACAGUAGGACUACUAUCAAAAAUACAGGGCCGCCUCAAGGAUUCGGUGCUUUUCCCUCUCAGGGCAGAAUGCUCCCCGGGAGAGAAGGUGCUACCAAUGACAAGAACAUCAAGAUUAGCCUGGAGAACAGGGACCUCUGGGAGAAAUUCAACAGCUUGGGGACAGAGAUGAUCAUCACCAAAACCGGGAGACGCAUGUUCCCGACUUUCAAAGCCAGCUUAUCCGGCCUCGACCCCCACGCUAAGUACAUCCUCCUAGUGGACAUCAUCCCCGUGGACGACUGCCGCUACAAGUACCACAACUCCGAGUGGGUGGUCACGGGGAAGGCCGAGCCUCACAUGCCGGGGAGAUUGUAUAUUCACCCGGAUUCCCCAUCUUCCGGAGCGCACUGGAUGAAGCAGUCGGUCUCUUUCCACAAACUCAAGCUGACGAAUAAUAAUAUGGACCAGAAUGGCCAUAUAAUCCUGAACUCCAUGCACAAGUAUCAACCUCGCGUACAUGUGGUUCAGGCCAAUGACAUCUUUUCCAUGAGGUGGACCUCCUUCAGCACGUACUCUUUCGAAGAAACCACCUUCAUAGCUGUGACAGCGUAUCAAAACGAACAGAUUACUCAGCUCAAGAUUGACAACAACCCAUUUGCGAAGGGCUUCAGAGAUAAUGGGCUUGGCCGACGAGACAACAAACUCCAAUUAAAGAGACUAUCUAUUGUAGACUCAUCAGAUUCGGAUAACGAUAAAGACGCACAAGACAGAAAGCGUCACAAGCUGGACACGUUGGAGUGCAACAACAACAACCCGAGUGGUGUACUAUCCCCAGUAGAUUCGACAACUAAAAAAGACAGCGAAUUUUCCAGCCCAACUGCCGCGUCUGAGCCCAACGGCUUUAAGGACAGUGUGCAACCGAAGGCAAGAAGUAUGUCUAGUCCCCACAACAACCCUUUUCUAAGUCAAAGUUCAGCAAUGAGUUUCACGCCAGUUCCACAGUCUUUGACCUCGUGCCGGAUCCCAGCAGACGACAGAAUGUUCUUCCCGCCAGGAAUGUCUUUACCAGCUUCCAGCAUGUUCCACCAACCCACCAGCAGCCCCAAUCUCCUCCAGCCGGUAACGACGGCCAUUUCUUUCAGUCAACGAGGCGUUAUUCCUUCAUACAGUAGCGCGUGCGCGUUUGCUCAGUCGACGGCGGCGAUGUACGGCAUGGCGUCCACGCCCCCGCCCGCUCACUCCGCGCUCCCGUCAUGCACGUACGUGAGGAGUCAACCCUUCCCAGCUCACGGAGCAGGCAUCAACGGCUCAAAUGGAACGCCCUCACUAGCAAGAUGAGCGAGGAAAACCAUUUGAAAAAAAUUCUCAAGUCGAAAACCUAACACUCCCGACGAAAGCGCCGCCACUAGGUUGGUCUUGGUGUUUGUGAACUGCAAAAUAAGUCUGUCCCACUUGAAAAGUGCAAUACAUGACCGACGCAAAGGCAAAGCGGUGUCUCAGGGACUUUUCUUUUCUUCCGCGGACUGAAACAGAUAAAGUGGUCUGUAGAAAGCUGAUAACAUGGCAUGGACACAAGGCUUAAGCCGACCGACAAAUGUUAUGUCAACGGACUAGUCGUUAACUGUAUGUCUUUUGCACAUUGUUUUUAACUCGAGAUAAUUAAUUGUUAACGCACCACCGUGGAUUUUUCAUCCUGCAAUCCUGUAUAUUUACAUCAUAUAUUUCACUAUUUCAGUCUAUUUACAUCAAUAUGUAAAUUACCUCAUCUUUCUGGUUACAUACUCAUGUGCCGUGGACAGUUGUUUUUAAAAGGUUCUCAACUGCUUUCAGUAAACCUCUGUAACAUUGAAUCUAGUCAGAAAACCAAAGACGGCAAAUUUCCCCGCAACAUUUGUGCUUUUUCAGUCAAAAUAUGAAGUUGUUGUUCGUAAAAUGAAUGCAGUGUAUUUUCAACACAUAACGAUAAUAAAUUAUUUGAAUAGAA
Molecule: messenger RNA, 4086 nt
Organism: Lingula anatina
Lineage: Eukaryota; Metazoa; Brachiopoda; Lingulata; Lingulida; Lingulidae
Biological process (GO): cell fate specification; positive regulation of DNA-templated transcription; regulation of transcription by RNA polymerase II
Cellular component (GO): chromatin; nucleus
Molecular function (GO): RNA polymerase II cis-regulatory region sequence-specific DNA binding; DNA-binding transcription factor activity, RNA polymerase II-specific
Source: RefSeq, a predicted model, not a curated record